Messenger RNA from Chroicocephalus ridibundus (black-headed gull), 3064 nucleotides. RefSeq names its product GSK3B interacting protein (gene GSKIP). The transcript has 3 exons. Gene Ontology annotation, cellular component: cytoplasm. Gene Ontology annotation, molecular function: kinase regulator activity; protein kinase A binding. Gene Ontology annotation, biological process: regulation of canonical Wnt signaling pathway. The record is from RefSeq and is a predicted model, not a curated record. Bases 73 to 618 code for a protein of 181 amino acids. Lineage: Eukaryota; Metazoa; Chordata; Aves; Charadriiformes; Laridae.
GAGCGGAAGAAGGGGCCGGCGGGCGGACCCCGCCGCCUCAGCUCUCUACGGCCGGCGAGGACGGCCAGGCCGAUGCGGGCUGUUUGUCUCCUUCCCCCCCCUUCCCCGCCCGCCGAACGCCGUCACCGGCACCGUGACGUCCGCGCGGAAGUGGCGUCGCCGGGCGGAGGAGGCGGGGGCGGAAGCGGCGGCAGGAGAAUGGAGACUGAUUGCAAUCCUAUGGAGUUGCCCAAUAACACGGGGUUUGAAGAGGAUUCUGAUUAUGGAGACUUUGAAGGAACAGAUGUGAAAGAUAUGAGACUAGAAGCUGAAGCUGUUGUGAAUGAUGUUCUGUUUGCUGUCAGCAACAUGUUUGUCUCAAAAACCCUUCCCUGUGCAGAGGAUGUGGCAUAUAUCAAUGUGGAAACCAGGGAAAGGAACAGAUACUGCUUGGAGCUCACCGAAGCAGGACUCAGGGUAGUAGCUUAUGAUUUUGAUCAGACUGAUGACAGAUUGCAAACGCCAUACCAUGAAACCGUCUACUCCUUAUUGGACUCUCUCAGCCCUGCAUACCGAGAGGUGUUUGGAAACGCACUACUACAAAGGCUAGAAGCUUUGAAGAAAGAAAGUCAGUCAUGAUUUGCCCAGAAGUGAGGAAGGUUUAAUGCUAGAAGGGAUUCUCAGUAUGAGGCACUGAGAUCUUUCUUACAAACAUCUUUAAGCUUCGUUUCUUGCAUUAAUAUCUAAUUCAUGCUAGUACUACUCUAUAACAUUUUGCUACAGUGGAUUUGAGUAUAUCACAAUGCUAUUAAAAGCCCCUUUGAUAAAUUGUGAAGUUAAACUUUUUUGUUUUCUUUUUUUGUUGUAGGUGAGCAAGUAAGUGUUGCUUGUUACAACAUUCAAAAAAUUUUGUCUCUUUUCAAAGUGUUAUUAUCCAAAACUCUAAAACAAUAUAUAGAGACUGAAUGUUUUAUAUACAAGUAGUAAUUCUUUUUGUAUGUGCUUACUGAUAACUCUCAUGUCUGCUUUUUAAAAUAGAAGCUAUCUGCUCUACCCAAUUAAUGAAGAAUAAUUGCGAAAGCUACUGUUCUGCAAAGAACAGAAUUUCAUCUUGAUUUGCUAUACAUAAAUCUGAAAAUUCUCAGCUUUGAUAACAAGAAAGAUGGUUCUUGAACAGUUGAGUAUUGUUUAUAUAGUGACAGUAUCUGAGUUAAAAGCACGGCUCAGUAUUAUUUGAUCUGUCCUUGUCUAUGGCAAGCAGCAAACUCCAAAUAAUAAAUGCGAUGUACUGCUAAUAUAUGAAUGUAUUGUCUGAAUCACAAAUGAGUUAAGCACAGAAUUAGGAUGUAAUGGGCUACAUUUCCUAAAGAUGAUGUUAAAUAUGUUAUAUUUAUGUAUAUGUAUGCUAUAUUGUAACUAUUUGGGAGGCUUGGAAGACAUUUUAGCCUGUUUCCUAUUCUGAAUGUGUGUUUACAUGAUGUACAGGAUAUACCCAAGAGUAUUUUUGCUUCAGCCUUUACUUUCUAUAAUACAGUACUUUGGUACUCCUAUUUUUCACAUUUUCUCCCUCAAUUGUACAGCGUCCUCUCCUAAUGAAUACUAAAUAAGCACUAUGCCGUUAAUUGCAUUGUAUUGGUUUGAAACCAAAGGCUGUGUGAAAUUUGCUAAGACUAAUACAAACUCGAAUAUAUAACUUGUAUUUUCUACUUAAAAACUGGUACAAAUCUCUUUAUAAAUCUAUUGUUCUGCUGUAGCUUUUCAAGUAUGUACCGAAUGGUAGACUUUUUAAAAAUGACAGUUGGUUAGAAAUACCAGUACUGUUGAACUAACAUUCUGUGACAUUCAUACUUUUUGUAUUCUUGUAUUAUGCAGUAUUUGUGCAGCUUUAUUUAAACAAUCCUGCCAUUAUUCUACCAUGCUAUUGUGACAAGUACAUGCAGUAGCUUUUUUUGGAGCCACACUUAGGGAUACAUCAGUUCUCAUGAAGUCACAGAUUCCAGUGACUUCAGUAGAGCUAUAUUGACUUCUGCCUGCUAAGGAUUAGUCAUUUUAAUUGGAGAAGCCUACUAGAGCUUUUGUAAUAGCUUUGGGGUAGUGAUGUACAACUAUGACUGACAAGACAACUGUAGUUCGCACUUCUGUCUUCCAGAGCUUGAUUUUGUGAUUAUCUUAUUCUCUUUUUAGGUUGAAACUUCUGAUAUUAAUCCUCUGCCCUAGGGUAUGCUUACGUGCUCUAAGAUUUGUUCCUAGGCUCUCUAUUGCACACAGGUCUGUGGCACAUGGUUAGUCCUCUGUGAGGAGAAUGUACUUUACCAAAUUUAUAUUUGAAUAUUUUCCCUUGCAACUAAUUUACUUGUUCAAUUUCAAUGACUAAAGCAUUAAAUAAAACAUGCCCGUGUGUUGUAGGGUAUUUUUUUUGGCGGGGGGGAGCUACUGGAAAGAGGGGAGUGAACAAUAAAAGAAUGCCCACAAAAAAUCUGAAAUAUCAAAUAGUUAAGUAUUUGAAAACCUUUGGCUGCAAACUUGUAUCUGAUGAAACUUUGUUGUGAUAAAACAAAGCGGGUGCUUGCAAAGAGGGACUAGGAAAGGAAGUUAUUAGAAAUACAAGUGAAAAAAAAUGCCAAAGCAAAUGUUAUAUUGCUAAGAUUAUUUUUUCAUAGACAUCUUUAAAAUGCUUUGUCAUUUUGCGUGCUUAUUAUAAACCUAAGCUGACACAUACUUUCAAAACAGGUGUUUUGUAGGUGUUACCAGAAGAAACUUCUGUUGUUUCUUGUAACGUACAGCAGCAUUAACUCAAAAAUGUUAUCUCGUUCCACUAUGUCUGGGUUUAUGAGUAUGAAGAAAAUGCUCUCUAGUCCCUAUAUUUGGGCGUUGCUGCCUAUAGCGAGGGAGCUUCACAUUCAUAGAAUGGUUUGCGUUGGAAGGGACCUUAAAGAUCACCUAGAAAUGCCUCCUACCAGACCAGGUUGCUCAAAGCCCCGUCCAGCCUGGUCUCGAAGCACUGACAAGGGACAAUUUCAGUGGGUCUCCUUCGGCUGUCAUUUGUUCUCAUUAGCCAGACGCCUGAACAAGCGCUGCUCAGCCU